Toxotes jaculatrix (banded archerfish) is the source of this 5142-nucleotide messenger RNA. RefSeq names its product AP2-associated protein kinase 1-like. Gene Ontology annotation, molecular function: ATP binding; protein kinase activity. Lineage: Eukaryota; Metazoa; Chordata; Actinopteri; Toxotidae. The transcript is spliced from 20 exons. The record is from RefSeq and is a predicted model, not a curated record. Bases 843 to 3554 code for a protein of 903 amino acids. Gene Ontology annotation, biological process: protein phosphorylation.
GCCAAAGAUUGCUGUGGUUGCAGAGAUUAGGCUGCUGGAUCGAAACCUCUAUUUGGUGUUUUGAUAUAUGUCAUAUUCUGUGGUUUCUGACUUGCAGCUACAGUUACAACAGACGGAGGCUUCAGUUUCCUGUCGACUCUGCGCUUGUUUGUGUUGAAGAAAGGCUGCAUCGCGCUAAUGCAUUAGCUAACCGAAAAUACACAGUUUUAUUGUAAACGAGAGCAAUUAAAUAGCUAGACGGGCAGCUAUGGGGCAACAAACGGUCUCUUCACUUGAAUGAGGAUGGAAAGAUUUUUUCGGGCAACGCUAUCGCACAAGUUACACGUCGGAUACAUCGCACUCGGAGACAUUAUCUUCAGAGGAUAACCUGGAUAACCUUACACGAAAUGUCAUAGCGCGUAAGUAGCUAGCACUCAGCUAGCUUGGUAACGGCUGGACGAGAUGGAGAAGGACCUAAUGUUAUCAUCAGCAGCAGCCGACCAUGAGCAGCUGGAUGGAUAGCUAAAUAAAUACUUUCUCCGGAGAUGCUUUAGCCUCCUGGGUGGUGUAAUUCACUUACAUAACAGCUAGUCGCAACCGCUCUAGCUAUCACCAACUGGCUUGUAUUGACAAGCAAAUGGGAGAUUUGCCACUAAAAAUCUGUGGUUUUCAACAUCAUCAUAAGUGACAAAGGCAUCACUGCACGUUUUGAGGCUACAAAUAGACUCGCUCAAAGCGUCAGAUUCGUUAGGUUUACAAUCUGACCUGCAUUAGUGCGAUAAUUCAGCGCACAGGAAACAAGCAUCUCAUCUGUGUGUCUCUCUGACUGAAGCCGCAAAUACUCCUCCUGUCAUUUCGACAACAUGAGGAAGUUCUUUGAUUCACGUCGGGAGUUGGUCAGCUCCGGGCCUGGUUCUGGAGGAGGAGGGGGCAGCUCUGGGUCCAGUCAUGCAGGCGGAAAUUUCAUUGGGCGAACCUUCACUGUCGGACGACACCAAGUCACUGUUGAGGAGAUUAUAGCUGAAGGUGGUUUUGCAAUUGUGUUCCUUGUGCGAACAAAUCAAGGGGUGCGCUGUGCCCUGAAGAGGAUGUAUGUCAACAAUGAGCACGAUCUGCAGGUGUGCAAAUGCGAGAUUCAAAUAAUGAAAGACCUUGUCGGUCACAAGAAUAUUGUUGGUUAUCUGGACUCCAGUAUCACAGCUAUGGGAUCAAGGGAUGUAUGGGAGGUUUUCAUACUUAUGGACUACUGCAAAGGAGGGCAGGUGGUCAAUUUGAUGAAUCAGAGGCUGCAGACCGGCUUCACUGAAGCUGAGGUGCUGCAGAUCUUCUGUGACACCUGUGAUGCUGUUUCUCGCCUGCACCAGCGCAAGACACCUAUCAUCCACAGAGACCUUAAGGUGGAGAACAUCCUCCUGCACGACAAGGGUCAUUAUGUGCUGUGUGACUUUGGCAGCGCCACUAACAAGUUCCAGAGUCCGCAGACCGAAGGAGUAGCCGCCGUGGAGGAAGAGAUCAAAAAAUACACUACUCUAUCAUAUCGUGCCCCCGAAAUGGUGAACCUCUACAACAACAAGAUUAUCACCACAAAAGCAGAUAUCUGGGCACUGGGUUGUUUGCUGUACAAGUUGUGCUUCUUCACUCUGCCCUUUGGUGAAAGCCAGGUGGCCAUCUGUGAUGGCAGUUUCACCAUUCCAGAUAACUCGCGCUACUCUUACGAUCUUCACUGCCUCAUUCGGUACAUGCUGGAGCCAGACCCAGACAAAAGACCAGAUAUCUACCAGGUGUCCUACUUUGCUUUUAAACUAGCACAGCGGACCUGCCCUGUUCAGAAUGUGAAGAAUUCACCAAUUCCUUCUAAACUUCCUGAGCCAAUCAAAGCGAGUGAGGCUGCCGCAGCAAAGAAGAGCCAGACUAAGCCCAGACUGACAGAUCCAAUUCCCACCACUGAAACCUCCAUCACCCCUCGCCAGAGGCCCAAAGCAGCCCAUACCCAGCCUGCUGCUGGCAUCCUACCCAUCCAGCCUGCUGCUCUCACCCCUCGCAAGCGGGCUAAUCUCCCUGGUGGCGCAGCUCAGCCUGUGGGAGUCAGCUUAGACCUUUCUCAGCCAGCUGCAGCUCUGCAGUCACAGAAGGCGCAGACUUCAGCUCGGCCUCUCAUCCAGUCACAGAACAAUUCCAGUCCGGCUGCGGCUCCGCAGAAGCAGGCCGUGCAGCCAGCCGCAGCCUCAGGAGCAGAGACUACAGCAGCAGCAGUAUCACCAGUAACCAAGGCUGACGUCCAACCACAAGCACAGCCGGCAGUCCAGCAACAGCAACAGACCCCAUCUCCUUCCACCUCCCAGCAGGCAGCACCGACUCCAUCCAGCCCGGCCCCACCUCAGCGCCCAGCUCGACGCAAGCAGGCUAGCCAAGCUCAGCAACCGGCAGCUCAGCCUUCACCCAGCAAACCGGCCUCUGGUCAGCCUCCUGUAUCUCCUCAGCAGCAGAUAACUCAGCCCUCAGCUGCCCAGGCUCAGCCCGCCUCCACUGAGAUCAGCCAAAAAUCAGCUGAGAUGACUCCACCUGCUUCUCCAAAGACAACUGAGGAACGAGGCCACCAACGCAUCCCGAGUGACGCCGCAGCAAGUAGUGUUGCUGCAGUUCCAGUUAGUGACUCACAACAGCUGCAAGGCGCUAAUGGAGAUGCUGCCCUCAACCAAUCAGUUACAUCUCAACCCAGCACCACCCAGGCUGUUCAGCUCGGUGUUGAAGAUGCAGUCCAGGACCAAACCAAAGCUGGAUCCACAGUUCCGGCCUCCAGCGGGGCCACCAACACUCCCACACAGCCUGCGUGGAACCCGUUUGACGAUGACAACUUCUCCAACCUCACUGCUGAGGAAUUUAAAGCGGAAGACAAAAAGCCUAAUGAACCUGAGACAGCAUCUUCUGAAGAGUUGAUACCAGGCCUGCAAACCUCAACUGUAGAAAAUGAACCCCAAGAAACUGUUGAAAGACCAUCAGCCAUUCUUGACAUGGAUUCAGGAGCCUCGCUGCUGGCUGUCCCAGAUCCUUUCCGUACCCUCGAACUGUCAGAUGCACCGGAGAAGCUGAUUGAGGGACUCAAAUCUCCAGACACGUCUUCACUCAUGCUUCCUGACCUCUUGUCAUUGUCUGAUCCCUUCGGUGGCUCUGUGGAAGAAUCUGCAAAAGCCUCUCUCACUGCAGACGACUCUCUCCUGGGCUGCUCUCUGAUCUCUGGUCCGUCCGCCCCUGCUGCACCCAGCAGCGCCACCUCCUCCAUCUCCUCUGCCCCCACCCCUGCUUCCUCUGCUUUGGACGAUUUCAGUCUGUUGUCUGGAGACUCCACACAACCUAAAGCAGACUCGUCUGCAGAUCUCCUGAUCUCAGACUUUGAGCCCCAGCAAGCCAGUGGAGAAGCAGGCACGGAGGAUGAGUUUGAUCCUAUUCCCGUCACAGGCCGAAAGAACUCCCAAGUUUCAGGAGGCCACUCGCGCAGUAACAGUGGCGGCUCUGAAUCCAGCCUGCCCAGCUUGGCCCGCUCCCUGCUGCUGGUGGACCAGCUCAUCGACUUGUAGGCGGCCCUACCCCCCCCUCCUGUAGAAGCUGUAACACUGGAUUAUAGACUGGCAUAGCAUAACUGCAAUCAACACUGUUGUCAUAGCUAGCUUCCUGCACCCCCUGGCUGUCAUCUUCAUUGUAGUUCUUACCGUAGAAACGUCCUUCGCCUUUCAGUGCUUCUUCAUUCCCACCCUCUUCGCCGUAUCUACAUUAUCUCGCUUCUCUUCAUCUCUCAUCUCUCACCCUCUCACUCACUUUUUCUCUUUGUUGUAGUCUUUCCUCAUCACGUACUCUCCAUAAGUUCAAGGGUGGCCAGUACACUAACAUCAUCCUUUCUAAAGAUUAACCAUUACAUCCUUCUGUCAAUCAGGAUAUAACAUUGCUAUCCAGUUUGUAUGAACAAUAUUGCAUUAUGUCUAAUAGGAAACAAUAGAAGAUCAUUGUUGUAAUGUACAAUAGGCAUAGCUAUAAGUGGUUGUAGUUAUUAUCGUACACAAGUGAAUUUGUCGUCGUUUGCCUUUUUAAAUUCUCCUCCCCAGAUUUAUUUGCACAUUUUAAAGUAAAACCAUGAAAAAGUUAAAUGACAUUUUGUUCAAAUAAGGUCAGUUUAUUUCUUCUACAAAGGGAAACUUAUUUGAAACUUGAGUCAUGUAGCCUGAUUUGCACAGUAGCAUAAGUGUUACCUCUGUCAGCCAUGGGCUGUUGGAUGGAAUAUCUUUAACAAUUUAAAGCUGCUAUAGAUUAGCCUGAAAAAUAGAAUCAAAUUGUUUCACAAUCUGGAAACAAAGCAACAAAAUAGCCAUAACCACACAUCCUUCUUCUCUUACGGCUUCUGCAGCUCCCUCUGCAGCACAAGUACUGUACUGUUAUUGUGAUGAAGAGAAAAGCAGGACACAAAAAGUUUCCCUGAUCAAACUAAACAGUGAAGUGCCAUAAAAUAAUCUGUGAAGCAAACUGCUGACUGGAAAAGUCCUGAAAGCAUACGGUGUCCGCUAAACUCUAAAUAUAACUACAAUAGAAAAACAUCUUACAAAUGAUGUCAUCAAUCCAAGGUGAACUUAUCUUCCAGACAAAGUGUACUUUUAAAACAAGGACCUGUUCUUAUUUGCUGUUAUUUUGAGCUUAUUUUUAAUUUUAUCCUUGAGGCAAGCAAUAGGUUGCUUUUGAAUUAAAUGACAUAUCGUGGUCAUUUAACAGUGUUUAUAGCAGUGUGCCAUACCAGGAGAAAAUGCAUGAAAUCAUGAAAAUAAUUUGAAUAAUUAACAGUAAUAAGAAAUAGUAGAAAUACAGUAGCUGUUAAAUAGAGAGAGAACAUUCAGGCAGGUGAUUUUUUUGGCACUGACAGAAACAACCUAAUGUGGCAUUUUAAAAAUGAUAGAAAUGAUUUUCACUCCAUUUUUUUUUCUUUUUAGUAUCAACACAAACAUUAAUUGCGCAUCGUGCAAUCCUUCCUACAUUCCUGUCAUUUGUUUACUCCUAAUUUAUGUAAAUAGAUAUGUGGACCCCUGCAGGCUCUUAUCCAGCAUUGGUUAUUCUUUCCAUGUAUAUAUGAAGAGUCAUUGUCAUAAAGCUUUACUUGUGGAAAACAUAUUGCUUUACUUGUGA